Chelmon rostratus (copperband butterflyfish) is the source of this 4890-nucleotide messenger RNA. RefSeq names its product RAN binding protein 10 (gene ranbp10). Gene Ontology annotation, cellular component: cytoplasm. The record is from RefSeq and is a predicted model, not a curated record. Gene Ontology annotation, molecular function: protein binding. NCBI's taxonomy places the organism in Eukaryota, Metazoa, Chordata, Actinopteri, Chaetodontiformes, Chaetodontidae. Bases 65 to 1924 code for a protein of 619 amino acids. The transcript has 15 exons. Gene Ontology annotation, biological process: cytoskeleton organization; cell surface receptor signaling pathway.
GCGGACUGACGCGGGGCUUUGGAUAGAAAGAAACCAGCAAUAAGAUACAAAACUGAGGCCAAAAAUGGCAGAGCUUGGAGCGGGAAGCCUGCCGUUAGGGGAUCCUGCUUUUAAUUACCAGGAGCACGAGCUGAACGAGCGGCUGAAACGUCUCUACCCGGCUGUGAACGAGGAAGAGACCCCUUUGCCCCGAUCCUGGAGCCCCAAGGAUAAAUACAGCUACAUUGGGCUGUCACAGAACAACCUGCGGGUCCAUUACAAAGGCCAUGGUAAGAACCACAAGGAUGCAGCAUCAGUGAGAGCCACACACCCAAUCCCCGCUGCCUGUGGGAUCUACUACUUUGAAGUCAAGAUUGUCAGCAAAGGCCGAGAUGGGUACAUGGGCAUCGGCCUGUCUGCUCAGGGAGUCAACAUGAACAGACUGCCUGGAUGGGACAAGCACUCAUAUGGUUACCAUGGAGAUGACGGCCACUCCUUCUGCUCCUCUGGAACCGGCCAACCAUACGGCCCAACGUUCACCACAGGGGAUGUGAUUGGCUGCUGCGUUAACCUCAUCAACAACACUUGCUUUUACACCAAAAAUGGCAUAAGUUUAGGUGUAGCCUUCACAGACCUCCCUCCCAACUUGUACCCCACCGUGGGGCUUCAAACUCCUGGUGAGAUUGUAGACGCAAACUUUGGCCAGCAGCCUUUUGUCUUCGACAUCGAGGACUAUAUGAGCGAAUGGCGGGCCAAGAUCCAUGGCAUGAUCGCCCGCUUCCCCAUAGGAGAGAGGCUGGGGGAGUGGCAGGCCGUCCUGCAGAAUAUGGUGUCCAGCUACCUGGUGCAUCAUGGCUACUGUGCCACCGCAACAGCCUUUGCCAGAGCCACAGAGACUAUGAUACAAGAGGACCAGACAUCUAUAAAGAACAGACAGAGAAUACAGAAGCUGGUGCUGGCAGGGCGGGUGGGCGAAGCCAUAGAAGCCACUCAGCAGCUUUAUCCAGGCCUGUUAGAACACAACCCCAACCUACUAUUCAUGUUGAAGUGUCGUCAGUUCGUGGAGAUGGUGAACGGUACAGACAGUGAGGUUUGCUGCUUGACCAUUCGCUCGCCCAAGUCCCAGGACAGUUAUCCUGGCUCACCCAGCCUCAGCCCCCACCACGGAGCCAGCAACACACACCUGCACACCGGAGGAGCAGACAGUCCGACCUGCAGUAACGGGGUGACUCCCACCAACAAAUCAAAGAGCCACAGUGGCGCUGGCAGCAGCAGUGUCAAAUACCCCAGUGUCUCCUCCUCCGCCUCUUCCUCCACCUCCUCCUCCCCUUCCUCCGUCAACUACUCCGAGUCCAACUCCUCCGACUCCACCAAGAGCCAGCCACACAGUGCCAACAGCACCCAGGAAACCAGUGACAGUGAGAUGGAGAUCGAAGCAGAGCACUAUACCAAUGGGGUUGUUGAGGGCUCCUCAGCGCGCAUCAUGAAUGGCACAUACAAACACGAAGAGAUCCUUCAGCCAGACGACAACAGCAUUGGCAAUGGGGUCACAGAUGAGGGCUGUAGUAACAGUAGACAGCUUUGCGGAGGGAACCAGGCGGCCACAGAGAGGAUGAUCCAGUUCGGACGGGAACUGCAGGCACUCAAUGAACAGCUGUGCCGCGAGUAUGGCAAGAACGCCACACAUAAGAAAAUGUUACAGGAUGCAUUCAGCCUGCUUGCAUACUCAGACCCCUGGAACUGCCCCGUGGGCCAGCAGUUAGACCCUACCCAGAGAGAGUCACUCUGCUCUGCACUCAACAGCGCCAUACUGGAGUCCCAAAAUCUGCCUAAGCAGCCUCCGCUGAUGUUAGCGCUCGGCCAGGCCACAGAGUGUGUUCAGCUUAUGGCUCGAGUCCGGUCUGGUUCGUGCUCCUUUGCCAGAGUAGACAACUUUUUGCACUAGCCCAGGUCCAGGUUAAUGUUAAGUAGCACUGAGAGAAGGCAUGUCCGGCAGGUAGUUGUCAUGGCGACGGAGGAAAGAGCAUGCAUGUGAUUGGUGUGUUUGGCUGUCCGUCAGACCGAGCCAGCGGCACAGACAGAGGAGCAGAGGAGAGCGAGAGAGAAGAAAGCCUACUUUUAAUUUAGUAUUAUCAAAUAAAGAAAUGCGUGACACUAUUUAAAGAUAAUUAAUUAUUAUUCUGUUUAUCUAGCCAUUUUAUAGUUCUUUUUGUCAGUUUGUUGUGCUCAUCCCGGACAAAGCAAAUUGUAACUCCCCUUUUUAUUUUUUCUUCUGUUUUAAUUGGUGGGUUUUGAUUCCCUAUGAUCAGUAUUUUACUCACAUUCUUGUUGUUAACCAUAUCACCGACCACAAUACCCACAUCUGGUUACCAUGGUGACCCCAUGACAGUAGGUCAUCUCAACAAAACCUGAGGUAUAGAAACAUCAUCUUUAAUAAGAUACAGAAGACAGACAGACUCUGAGACCUUUGUCCCCUUAAAGUUUGGCACAUACAAGUGUUGAAACCCAUUCAGAAGGCCGAGCAGACAAGUGCUCAGCAGAGAAACAGAAAAACACCUCUGGUUGCAUGGAGCAGGUCAUUAGCUCUGGUAAAGGCAUAUACCAUACAACAGUAAACAAAUGUAAAAUACACAGUGCUGUAGUAGUGUAAUGUAAUCACCCAUGUAAAAAAACAUAAUUGAAGGGCCUCUGUGGCAUCUGCCACUGGAACACUGCCAGUAACAAGGGGAGAGGUUAAUGACAGGAGAUUCAAUUAAAAUAUUAGAGAUGUUGGAGCUGUGGCGACCUCAGCAUCCACCAAUCAGCGGUGUUGUUGCAGGUGGCAGAGCUCAGCCCCAGCUGCAGCUUUAACACCUGCUCUCAGGACCCAACCUAACACUAUUAUCAUGGUCGCCUUGAUGCCAGCAUCAAGAAAAUCUGUAUCAAAGGCAGACUAACAAGCACAAUGUGCGUACGUCCAAAAGUCAAGUCACCCCUGGGGAUUUCAUUAUUGCAGUCUUUGUUUUUUUACAUCCUCCAUAGCCUGACCUGCUCUGUGCAGCAUGUGCGAUUGGAAUUUCAGAUGAAGAGGUGAAUUCAUUUGCCAGCCAGGAAGGUUUCUAAUUUUAGGGUGCACCUCAUGAUAAUUAAAUCACAGUCUUUCUUUUAUUUCUUUUGAUUCCAAACCACUUCAAGGUUAAACAACACUGUAGGAAAAAGACUUCUUUUGUGUUUCACUUGACUUUAGUCGUGUCAGGCUUAUUUAUAUAGCCCAAAAACCACAGGUUUGUCACAGAGCUUCACAGUGUGUACAUUAACUUGACAGAAAAAUCUUUUAAUUUUUCAUUGUGCCAAAAUUCAGCCCAACAGUGUAAUUGGGCUAGUAGGUAACUUUGAAUCAACUAUCUAGUUGCUGCUGCUCAUAAACACACUGCAGAGUAACUAGCCUUUCUUUAUAUCUAGCUUAACAAGGCUACAUAUGCUACCUACCUAGCCAGCUAACUAGCUAGGCUGGCUUGUGGGCUUGGAUUUAUUAGACGGCAUCAAAAUAAAGAGCCAGUGUUCACAGCAGCGGCUAACGCUAGCUGAUUCAUUCAGACUUACUUCUGCAGUGUUGGGAUUGUGGAAAUGUUCCUCAGAGACGGACACACAACUCUGUGAAGAGCAAAAAGCCUCAGUGUCUCUCUGUGGUGUAGCUAACAGGAGCUAGCUAGCAGGCAGCCUGCGGGCCCGAGCUGAGUUUGGAUCAUUUACUAAAUAGUUUCACUUUAUUGGCUGUUCAUUAUUUAAAUUGAUAAUGUCGUGUUAAUUUAACAUUGGACAUGUUGGCCCCUCUUUUAGAAGCACAAAUAUAACAUCAUUAUCAUUGUGUUUUCUUCACUUCAAUUAUUUUUUUAGGGGCGCACAGGGGACUUUCUGUCUCUGUAUCUAAACAGAUGAUUGUUCAUGGCAAAAUCUCAAGUCCGACUCAACUGUAUCCUCUUUCCAUAUGCAUCAGCAGUUGGAUUUUGAUAACACUUGUUUUGCUCCAUCCCUUAGCUUUAUCUGAAUCAUUUUAAUUCUUUCGUUUCUGCAUCAGACUUCUUUUCUACCAAAUAGCAGUGACUGAAUAUUGUCGGACUAAUGGCAAGCUGUCACUCCAGCUGCUUUGUUGUGACCUGGCAAAUGGCUUGUGGAUCCACCCUGAAGUGUAUAUUUCCAUUUAUAAGAGCAUUUUAAGUCUAUGGAAUAAUAUAAUACUGGAGAUGUGUGUAUGCAAUGUGGGGGUUUACUACAGGGUAUGUGGUCAAAGUUUUUACCAAGCUGGUUUUUAUAAAGACCUUCUGCUAUAAUAGGAACUCUUCUAAUAACCACACAUGCAAAACACACUCAUGACAUCUGCUUCUACAGCUGUAAAGGACUUCUGUUACACACACACACACACACUUACACGGGAAAGAACAACCUCUGUUGCAUACCUGUAGGGAACGAGUCUCCCAGCUGUCCUUUGUGUUUGAGCCUGGGCUGCGUAUCAGCACUGUUACCGCGCACCCUUCCUCUUAUCCCUGCAUAGACAUAGCCACUGAUGUGAUCAGUGAUUGUUUUAAGGAAAGGAGGGAUGUGAACAGUUUUGGAAAUGGGCCUGAGGCCUCUGAAGCCACAUGGACUUCUUCAACGGAGGCCGGAGAAAUGGAUUUAGGUGUCACAGACGAGCUGUGCACAAUUGACUUCUAUCAUAAUUUUAAUUUCAUAUUUUGACUUUUGAGUUUUAGCAAAAAAUAAAAAUAACAAAAAACAAUUGUGAAUUGAGUUACCCUCUACUUAGCAUGACUUUUGAAGCCUUUAAAAUGAUAUUUAAAAAAAAGGAAAAAUGAUAAUUGAAAAAAAAAACUAUGUACUGGAAACAUGUUAAAAAAGAAAUAUUGUAUUCUGUUUAAUUUUGACAGAAUUAUU